Lathyrus sativus (Indian pea) is the source of this 642-nucleotide messenger RNA. NCBI's taxonomy places the organism in Eukaryota, Viridiplantae, Streptophyta, Magnoliopsida, Fabales, Fabaceae. The record is from the annotation of a GenBank genome assembly.
AUGUCUAGGUACAAGAAAGCUUAUUUUGGUGUGGUUAUUGAUUCUGGGUUGACUUAUAACAUACAAACAAGUUUUGAGAUAGAAUGGUAUUUCUCUAUAAAGAUAAAAGAAUGGAAGGAAGAUAUGGUGGACAAAGAGAGAGUCACCUUGUUGAGAUGCUAUGGCAUUCCUUGUCAUGCGUGGAACGUUGCUUUCUUUGAUAUUCUAGCUAAAACGGUAGGAAUAUAUGUGUGUAUUGACGAUAAUACAUUGAAGAGGGAGUGUAAGAAUGUAGCCAUAAUCUUGGUGAGGACGCAUUGUGCGAUGGUGAUAAAUGAAACCUUUAAAGUCAUGAUCAACAAUGAGGUUUUCAACAUUAAGAUGUGUGAAGAUUAUCAUGGGCCAUUGCAUAUAGUUUAUAAUAAAACAGAUAGAAAAGUGAUUAAUGACAGUUCCUCUUCUGAGUCAGAUUGUAAUUGGAGUCAUUUAGGAGGGGAGGAGGAGUAUGUGGUAUGGGAUCAAGGAGGGUAUAGGGAGAACUUAGAUAUCGGUGUUUUGGAAAGAUCUUCUCCAGUUAGAUCGACGACGGAGGAGAAGUUGGCUUUGAUUUUUGGAGUAAUGAUGUAUCAGAAAAGAUGGCUAACUUUUCUGAGUAGAAAUUAG